Molecule: messenger RNA, 3311 nt
Organism: Scomber scombrus (Atlantic mackerel)
Lineage: Eukaryota; Metazoa; Chordata; Actinopteri; Scombriformes; Scombridae
Gene: gle1
Product: GLE1 RNA export mediator
Exons: 15
Coding region: 71-2266 (731 amino acids)
Biological process (GO): poly(A)+ mRNA export from nucleus; regulation of translational termination; regulation of translational initiation
Cellular component (GO): nuclear pore cytoplasmic filaments; nuclear pore; cytoplasm
Molecular function (GO): phospholipid binding; inositol hexakisphosphate binding; translation initiation factor binding
Source: RefSeq, a predicted model, not a curated record
UUAGCUUGGUGUAAGUUUUAUCUCUUUAGUUUGUUUAGUUUUUGGUUUAUAUUCACAGAUUUGUGUCAUCAUGCCGUCUGAAAGUCGACGAUGGGAAACUUUAGAGGCUUUAAAAAACUCCCCGAAAGGACAAAUCCGGUUCGACCCGGACUGGUGGGAGCGAGGCGAGGAUAUUUUGGCCGGUUAUAAAGAAGACCUCAGCUUGUCCUCGCACUCUGGAAUCAUAUUGCAGCGUCUCGGCUCCUUGCCCUCGCAGAGGUCCUGUUUUCUGGGCUCCAGCUCCGGAGACUCCAGCCCCGGUCUGUCGGAGGAGAACCCAGCCUCGAUCUCCUCCACAGGGUCCAUCUCAGACAUCACCGCCAGGCACAACACGCUCUCCGCAACAACGUCUUUAAAGAGUGAGCCUGACUUUCUGCCUCCAUCCUUUGCUCAGUUUAACAUGCUGCACGCUGCUAUCAAUGAGGCGAAGGCGGAAGAUCCAGAGGUGGAUGUCAGCGAAGUCUCCAGCCCUGUGUCUCUACCCGCCAUCUCCCUGCUGUCGCCCAAAGCCAUGGAUACGGCCGGUCGCAUCAUCAAAUUUGAGGAGGAACAACGAGAAAAGGCAAAGGUGGCGCUCAAACUGCGGCAGGAGAUGCAGGAGAAGCUGAUGGUGGAGGUGGCGAGUUCAGGUUCAGAGCAGCUGAAACGCUUCGAGGAGUUCAUGGAGCUGAAGCAGAGGCAGGAGUACCAGAGCAUGAGGGACAUGAUGGACAGAGAAACUAAAGAGAGCAUCGGGCGUCAAGAGAAGCUGAAGGAAGAGCAGCGACACAGGAUGAAGAUCCUGAACCUGCGCCUGAGGGAAGCGGAGCAGCAGCGCAUGCGUGAGGCAGAGCUGGAGCGACAGCGGCAGUCAGAAGGCCGGGAGAGGCUGCGCAACCUCAACACCAUUCAAGAGGAGAUCCUGCAGCUCAACCAACUGCUGGAGCCGUCCACUCAGACCAAGACUAGUGUCCCGCCAGCCAGUCUCAGCUCCUACAGCACCCGCGGGAACCAGCUCUGCUCCCAGGUGUCAGAAGUGGUCCGAAAGACAGCAGAGGGAGAGUUUCCCAGUGUUGAGGACAUGACCGUGGCAGAGCGAGCCCUCCACGAGAUGAGGGCCCUGAUCCGGCUGAUGCAGGAGGAGGUGGCCAAGGCUCAGGAGAAGAAGAAGAAGGAUCAGGAGGAUGAGGAGGAGCGCAGGAAGCAGGUAGAGCUGCAUGCGCAGCAGGAAGCACAGAAGAAGGCGGCGCAGUCCGCCAAAGAGAAAGCACAGAGGAAAGGGCUGCAGAACAGAGCUGAAGACACCACACUGAAAUGGUACAAGGAGCUGCAGGCUUCCGCUGCUCAGUGCGCUCAGUCCUUCGAACAACUUAAUACCCCAAAAGACAAUCAGACAAAGAAACUGAAGUUGGAGCUUCAGAAGGCGGCCAGCAUCCCCGUCAGUCAAAUCUCCAGCAACUCCGGAUCUCAGCUCAGAGAGAUCUUUGACAAGAUCGACAAGCUGCUCUCGGGACGGGGUGUGGUGUCAGGUGGCAAGUCCAUCUCCACCUCCCAGCAUCCACAGGGUCUGGACUUCGUCAGCUACAAACUGGCCGAGAAGUUUGUGAAACAAGGAGAGGAAGAGGUGGCGUCUCACCACGAAGCAGCGUUCCCCAUCGCUGUGGUGGCCUCUGGUGUCUGGGAACUGCACCCACGGGUGGGCGACUUCAUCCUCGCCCACCUGCACAAGAAAUGCCCGUACGCAAUCCCAAACUACCCUCCGAUGAAGGACGGCACGGCUGUGGAGGAUUAUCAGAAAAUUCUUGGUUACCGCGUGGAUGACUCCGGGGUCGAAGGUCAGGACAGUUUCCUGAAGAGGAUGUCUGGGAUGAUCCGCCUCUACGCUGCCAUGAUCCAGCUGAGGUGGCCCUACAGCUCCAAGCAAGGGCCUGUUCCUCAUGGUCUGAACCACGGCUGGCGUUGGUUGGCUCAGAUGCUCAACAUGGAGCCUCUGGCUGACAUCACGGCGACGCUGCUGUUCGACUUUCUGGAGGUUUGUGGAAACGCUCUGAUGAAGCAGUAUCAGGGCCAGUUCUGGAAACUUAUCCUUCUUCUGAAAGAGGAGUACUUCCCCAGGAUUGAAGCGGUGACCAGCAGUGGACAGAUGGGCUCAGUCAUCAGACUCAAGCAGUUUCUCGAGACAUCACUGCAGAGCCGACAGAUCAGUCCACCCAAAGGCCAGCUGAGCUCCAACUUCUGGAGGUCGUGAGGGAUGAAGAGGAUGAAAUGACAUUUUUUAAGACUUAACAAGGCAAAGCAGGAAAGGAUCCGACGCUGGAAAUCUUCUCCAUUCAGGGGAAAAAGUUUGAAGCCGCUAGGAAAAACGGAUGUAUCAUGCUCUGGAUCACAAGGAAUUUCAUGGAUGAAGACGCACUGGAUACCAAGUUUAAUUACAUCUUUAGAUUAUAAGAUAGUGCAGAAGGAAAAAAAAAACAUUUAUCAACUUAUAUCAGUUCAGACAAACACUGCAAUUCUCUCGACUUUCUUUCAGACCGUCCUUUGAAGUCUUGAAAUAUUUUUUUGGGGUAUCCUGGUCCAGAUGUGUGACUGACUGUAAUGCACUGAUCAUUUGAUAAAGCUUUAGAAUAUACAGUUCAUGAGUGUGCAACAGGAAACACCCAGCAGAGCCAUGUUUGUUUUUCCUUUAAAUGCAAUAAUUAAGCGUUGUUGAUGAUAAAAUAUCUCCUUUACAUUUUUGGUAAAGUGCCUGAGUGUAAAAUCCUGGUAAAAUUUAAUAAGUUAUCAUAUUUCUCAGCUGUUUCAAUCAGUUAUUCUGUUAGUUUGUUGAUAUUCCAGCUGUUUUAUUUUAAUCACAAAAUUCAGUAACAAAAAGGUCACUACUGUUUUUAUUCUGUUGCUGCUCAAAUCAAAAUUGUGUGGAAUGAUUUGAAUGUUCAGCUAUUUAUAUAUAUUUUUUAAUUACUCCACCAUGUGGAACCAGGAUUUGUGGUUUGAUGAACUUGAUAAUCAUUGUGAAUGAAGUCGUCUUAAGAUUAGACAUAUCUACAAAAAGGUUUAAUUCAGUAUUUCCAAAACACCAAUGAGUUGAUCCUCGAACCGAAAUAGAAAUAUGAAGAUGACACAAGGCUUUGGAGUAAUAUCCAGUAUGCUUUGCAGAGCUUUCAACAUGUGAAUGAUAUAGAAACACGUGGGAUAGGUACUGAAUGAUUGCCAUCUUCAGGAGUCUAUAAAAAUGUCUGUUCAUAAACCAAAUGCAAAAGUUUAAAAUAAACCUCAUCACCAGUUCACUGGAA